AUGUUGAAUCGCUCGCUUUUGCGUGUAGCAGCACGCUCUCUACAGGCUGGUCGCCCCACCGCUAGCCGUCGCUAUGCAUCUUCGUCCGCCGUGUUCAAUUGGGAGGAUCCCCUUGCUGCAGCGGAGCUGUUCACAGAAGAGGAGCUGGCAAUUCAGGAUACGGCACGACAAUACUGCCAGGAAAAAUUAAUGCCACGGGUUCUCGAGGCCUACCGCAACGAAGACUAUGACCGCCGAAUCCUCGAAGAGAUGGGUGAACUCGGCCUGCUAGGUGCCUCAAUUGAGGGCUAUGGCUGCGCCGGUGUGAGCACCGUCGCCUCCGGCCUGAUCACCAAAGAAGUGGAACGAGUUGACAGUGGAUACCGGUCGGGCAUGUCGGUGCAGAGCUCUCUUGCCAUGACAGGUAUCUAUGAAUUUGGCACAGAGGAAAUGAAGGAGCGGUUUCUACCCGGACUGGCAUCUGGCAAGGUUUCUGGCUGCUUUGGGCUGACGGAGCCCAAUCAUGGCUCCGAUCCCGGAUCCAUGGAGACCGUUGCGCGCGAGCACCCUACCCAGAAGGGCGUGUACCUUUUGACCGGUAGCAAGACCUGGAUCACUAACUCGCCCAUUGCGGACCUGGCGCUCGUGUGGGCUAAGCUCGAGUCUACCGGCAAGAUUCGCGGGUUCGUGGUUGAGCGAUCUAAGUGCCCACCCGGUACUUAUGAGACUCCCGCUAUCAAGAAUAAGACUGCGCUGCGCGCAUCCAUCACGGGCAUGAUCCAUAUGGAUAAUUGCCCCGUCGGUGUGGAGAAUAUGCUGCCCGAUGUUGAGGGUCUCACGGGUCCGUUUACAUGCCUGAACAGCGCGCGUCUGGGAAUCGCCUUUGGUAGCAUGGGUGCAUUGGAAGACUGCAUUACCCGUGCACGUGAUUACAGUCUUGAGCGCAAGCAGUUCAAGGGUAACCCUCUGGCCAAGUAUCAGCUUGUUCAGAAGAAGCUGGCUGAUGCGGCGACGGAUGCUGCUUACGGUACGCUGGCGGCUGUGCAGGUGGCUCGUCUUAAGGACGCUGGUAAAGCCACCCCAGAGAUGAUCUCGAUGAUCAAGCGUCAGAACUGUGAUCGUGCGCUACAGAAUUCCCGAAUUCUGCAAGAGGUAUUUGGCGGUAACGCUGCCAGCGACGAGUACCACAUUGGACGUCAUGUGGCCAACCUGUUUGUAGUGCAAACUUAUGAGGGUCAAAGUGAUAUUCAUGCUUUGAUUCUGGGUCGGGCUAUUACGGGCAAGCAGGCCUUCGUCUAA
Molecule: messenger RNA, 1278 nt
Organism: Penicillium odoratum
Lineage: Eukaryota; Fungi; Ascomycota; Eurotiomycetes; Eurotiales; Aspergillaceae
Product: acyl-CoA dehydrogenase
Exons: 4
Coding region: 1-1278 (425 amino acids)
Biological process (GO): fatty-acyl-CoA biosynthetic process; fatty acid beta-oxidation using acyl-CoA dehydrogenase
Cellular component (GO): mitochondrial inner membrane
Molecular function (GO): flavin adenine dinucleotide binding; fatty-acyl-CoA binding; glutaryl-CoA dehydrogenase activity
Source: RefSeq, a predicted model, not a curated record